AUGCCCUACAGCGGCCACGGCGGCCUCGACGAUAAGGCGCGCAAACGCGAAGGAAGUCAGUUCGGUAGCGGAGCUCUGAGGUUCCGGACGCAUCGUCACCCAGCGGUCACCCGUUUCCUGUGCAACACGCGGCGCGACGCGGCGCGUACGCAGCCUGGUUGUCCUUUGCCGUCCGAUCGAGAAGAAGCGUUUCCUGCGCCUGUUCCGACUGUUGUCCCAGCAUCACCUUUCAGUGCAUCUGAAGAUGCUGAAGCUUUGAAAGGAUCAAUGAAAGGUCUAGGUACUGAUGAAGAGGUAAUAAUAGGUAUUUUGACUCAACGUACAAACGCCCAGCGUCAAGAAAUAGCGAAUGUUUACGCUGAAGAAUAUGGAAGCGACAUUAUUGAAGAUUUGAAGGGGGAGUUGGGAGGACAUUUUGAAGAUGUAAUUGUUGCUCUAAUGAGACCCCCAGCAGAUUAUUUGUGCAAACAACUGAAUAAAGCCAUGGAAGGUGCAGGGACAGAUGAGAAUACUCUCAUUGAAAUUAUCUGCAGCAAAACCAACGAAGAAAUAAAAGACAUUGUUGAAGCAUAUGAACGCUUAUAUGAACGCCCUUUGGCAGAACAUAUGUGCAGUGAGACAUCAGGUGACCUCCGGCGCUUGCUGACUCUUAUAGUAACGGGAGUAAGAGACGAUUAUUCUGUGGAUCCUGAGAAAGCUAGAGAAGCUGCUGUGGAACUGCAUGAAUCAGGUGAAUUUAAAAUAGGAACAGAUGAAGCAGUAUUCAAUAGAAUAUUGGCUCAUGAAAGCUUCCCCCAACUUAAACUGAUCUUUGAAGCUUACAAAGAAGUAUCUGGUCGCACAAUUGAACAAGCAUUGCGAGAUGAAAUUUCGGGAGAGUUACUAGAAGCUUUGCUGGCAAUAGUGGAGAACGUCCAACAUCCUCCAAAUUACUUUGCAAAACGGAUACACAAUGCAGUAUUUGGAGCUGGUACUGAUGACAAAACCCUGAUAAGAAUUAUUGUAAGCAGAAGUGAAGUUGAUUUGGGAAGUAUAAAAAAAGAAUUUGAAAAGCUUUACGAUAAAACUUUGGAAAGUGUUAUCGAGGGUGAAACAGCUGGUGACUAUAAACGAGCUUUAAUUGCUCUGAUUGGUGGACCAUGAAUAAAUACAAGAUGUCAAGUUAUAUUCUGGGUCUAAGGCUUCAAUUAUGAAGGAACAUAACUGAUGAAAAUAAAUAUCUGAAGAUAGAGAAGAAUUGUGUACUUCAUAAUAUAAUUUUUAAAUGAUAUUUCUUAUGCAUUCCUUGUUAGCUUGAUAGAAACAUAUUUUAAAAAUGAGGAAAAGUAUCUAGUUCUGAAACAAAUCUCCACUGGUCAUGAACAUCACUAAAUAAAUGUUGUACACAUUUAAUAAUUUUAAACAGUUUACAUGCUUAUUAUUAAUAAUGUAUGUAAAUUUUUUUCUGUCCAAAAAAAAAAUUUUGACAAUAGAAAAUCAUUGUGUAUACAAAUAAAUUUGAAUUUACUUACAGCUUUUAAGUAUAUUAUCCAAAGAGAUCUUUUAGAGGAAUAGAAUUAAGUCUGAAAUAUCACCAAUGACAACAAAAUAGAUGUUUUCCUGUUGUACUAUAGAAGUGUUGUAAAGAGCAAGUCAUUUUUAUAAAUAGAAUGAAAAGUUGCUGAUAAAUUUAUUGUGCCUUUACAUUACCUUAAUUGCUUGCAACAGCUGCCAAUAUGCACUGAAACAAUAAAAGGACUGAAGGUUUACUGCUUUUAUAUUUUGUUGCUUGAUUUGUUUUAUAAAUAUUUUUAUUAUACAAUUGUCAUGUUGUUAUUGACACAAAAUUCAAAAGAAUGUAAAAUUAAUAAAAUUGAGAAACAUUAAAACUAUAAUUAUUUUUCCUUUAAUAAUUUGAUAAUCAUUGUUCUUGUGAUGUAGUAGUUUUGUUUGUUUUAACCUCCAUGGGACAACAUACUCCUGCAACAUUGUUUAAUUCACAGAAAUAUUUGAGAAAAAUAUUAUAGUUGUCUUUGAAUUCUUCUAGUACACAAGAAGACAAAGGUUGACAUGAGCCAUUUCCCUUGUUAGGGGUUGAACAGGCUUCUGAUUUUAAAUCUUUUAAUUCCUCUAAAUUAUCAGCAUCAAGUAGAUAUGUUUGCGUUUGGGAUUUAUUAUCAAAAAUAAUUUUUAUACGUCCUGACGAGUCCAGAUAUUGCGACAACCAACUGACAUCGGUUAAUUUCAAAACCGUUUG
Gryllus bimaculatus (two-spotted cricket) is the source of this 2236-nucleotide messenger RNA. NCBI's taxonomy places the organism in Eukaryota, Metazoa, Arthropoda, Insecta, Orthoptera, Gryllidae. The record is from the annotation of a GenBank genome assembly.